AGCACCGCUACCGGCCGACACCCCUUCGACGGUGGCGAAGCACUCUGAACUUGGAUCCCUUCGAGUUCACCUCACAUUGUCUCUUUAUUCACUAGAGCCUACUACGAUCGGAGGCAUCAUGGCAUUCCGGAGCUCAUGCUAUUCUUUCUUGACCACCUCAUCCACUAUCAAUAUCGCCGUGCGGACCAUGCUGCUUGCUGUUGCAACAUCAUUCUUCUUCACGGCGCUGGACAUGCACUUGCCAGUUCCGGCAGCAGUCGAGGAGUUGACAGUUGUUGGCUUGCUGCUCCUACUGGAGCUGAGUUUCAACAGUCGCCGGCAAACGUCAACAAAGAAGCAAAGCUGCGGUGUUGAAAGGAAGAUUAAGGAGGAGGAUAUCGUUUCGGGUCUGCUUGGAAGACUCCAGGUGGCGGCAAAAGCUGGGGAUACAGAUGCCGCAGAAGCCGCCAUGGAGAAGAUUCUGGCAAGCGGAUCCAAGCCAACCCUGGUAUGUUAUGGAGCAUUGAUCUCAGCCUUUGCCAAGGCAGGGCAUGUGAAGCGAGCUGAGCACUGGCUGGAGGCCCUGGAGGCUUCGAAUGUGGGCAGCCCUAAUGGCAUUUGUUUGAAUAUGUUGAUCAGCGCAUGUGCGAAGUCCAAUGCCGUUGAUCGGGCAGAGUACUGGUUGGCCAAAAUGCCUUCUUUGGGUUUGAGUCCUGAUGUCAUGAGCUACAAUGCUGUGAUUGAUGCUUGUGCCCGAACCGGAGAUGUGACGCGUGCUGAGAAUUGGCUUGACAAAAUGAAGACAGCUGGUACUAACCCGAACGUCGUCAGCUACAGCUCCGUUCUGCAUGCGUGCGCUCGCAGCUGUGAUGCAAGCCUUGCGGAGCAAUGGUUGACACGAAUGGAAAAGGAGGGCGCUGAGCCCAACGCCAUUUGCUACAACUCGGUCAUCAACGCUUGGUGCAAAGAGGGCAACAUGCGUAAAGCGGCUGCCUGGUUGGACCAGAUGUCAGAGCGUGGUGUUCAGCCAACAGUCAACAGCUACAGCACUAUCAUUGACAAGUUGGCGAAGGCUGGUGAUAUCGAUGCUGCAGAGAAUUGGCUCGCUCGCAUGGCUGAGGCUGGAGUGGAGGCAGAUGCCGUCAGCUACAACAUGCUCUUCAGUGCCUGCAGCAAGACUGGAGACUGUGCACGCGCAUCCAAGCUGUUUGACCACAUGCUGAAGCGCAAGGUUGUACCGAACACCAUCUGCUUCAACCUGCUGAUUAACACCCACAGUCGCCAGGGAGAUGUUUCCGGAGUCCUUUGCAGACUUCGCCAAAUGCGCGAGCAAGGGAUUCAGGCAGAUCGUGUGAGCUUCAACACCAGCUUGAAGGCGUUUUCUCGCUGUGCGGACCCAAAGGCUGCAGAUCAGAUGCUGGAAGAGAUGCACGCAGCCGGAAUGAAGCCUGAUGUCGCGACAUACAAUGCAUUUAUUGCGGUCUGUAUGCGGGCAAAGGAUGCCAAGAAAGCCGAGGGCUGGUUGUGCCGAAUGGCAAAGGCUGGUGUCAAGGCUGAUGCUGUCAGCUACUGUACAAUGAUCGACGCGUUUGCCCAAAGUGGAGAGUUGCAUCGCGCCGAGCAAUGGUUGGAGAAGAUGGAAGGAUCAGGACUCCAGGUCAGCUCCGGCACAUACGGCCUUUUGGUCAACGCAGUUGCCAAGAUGGGCGACAUCAGCAGGGUCGAGCGAAUCUUCAAACGGAUGGAGCAAGCGGCUGUGGAGGUCACGGGCUCAACCUACAAUGCCUUGAUCUCUGCCUGCGCACGAAAGGGAGAUGUAGAUCGAGCAGAGUUUUGGUUGAAGCGCAUGCGGGCAUCAUCGACGCAGGCAGAUGUUGCGAGUUACUCUUCUGUGAUCCACGCAUGUGCCAAAGCCAGCGAUCUGACACGUGCAGAAGCUUGGAUUGAGCAGAUGGAGCAGGAUGGCGUGCAGGCAAACGUUGUCACAUUCAACAGCGCCAUCAACGCCUGUGCACGCUGUGGCGACGUGGAGCGUGCAGAACAUUGGUUCAAGAAGAUGGUCAAGCAGGGCGUGCAGCCUGGCGUUCUCACGUUUAACUCCCUUAUCAACGCGUGUGCCAAAGCUUUGCAUCUGGACCGUGCCGAGAAGUGGCUGCGGGACAUGCCAAACCAUGGCCUACAGCCCGAUGAUGUCACCUACAGCACGGUGAUUCACGCAUGCGGUGCUGCACAGGAGCCGCAACGGGCAGACAACUGGUUGAAGGCAAUGCUUUCAGCUUUGUAUAGCAAAGGAGAUAAACCGAGCUCGUUCUGCUACAAUUCGGUGGCCCAAGCUUGGGUCAGAGGUGGGGAUGUCGACCGUGCUAUCUACUGGCUGUCGGAAGCGGAAAGUCUUGGCGUGGAAGUGUCUUUGGCCAGUCUGAAUAGCGUUGUAAGUGCUCUGACUCGUGCUCGUCGUCAUGAGGCAGAGAUCUGGUCAGCAAAGGUGAAUCGGAGUUCCGCUGCUCGGAACCAGCGGACCGAAAAGCCACGGUUCCGUGCUCCGAGACCUGAACGAGGUUGAAUGGUGCCUGUGGUGCCUAGCUACAUAGUUCAGAAGCUGAACAGCUUCAGUGACGCCUUGCAUCAUGUC
This is a messenger RNA of Cladocopium goreaui, 2611 nucleotides long. Lineage: Eukaryota; Dinophyceae; Suessiales; Symbiodiniaceae. The record is from the annotation of a GenBank genome assembly.